Molecule: messenger RNA, 1334 nt
Organism: Gossypium arboreum
Lineage: Eukaryota; Viridiplantae; Streptophyta; Magnoliopsida; Malvales; Malvaceae
Product: TATA-box-binding protein
Exons: 9
Coding region: 507-1112 (201 amino acids)
Biological process (GO): DNA-templated transcription initiation
Molecular function (GO): DNA binding; RNA polymerase II general transcription initiation factor activity
Source: RefSeq, a predicted model, not a curated record
CAACACGAUUGAACCACCGCCUCUCUCUCUCUUUAUAAGCCAACCUCAAAAAAUCUCAAUCAUCAAAGCAAAAACGAGACAGACCCUCUUUAAAUCCAAAUCCAAAUCUUUUUCUCUUCACAUAUAUAUAAUCUCGAACAAUUGAAUACCUAUAAAAGACACUCCUUUCAAAAUUUCUCCCUCUUUUCUCCUCUCAAUUUUGCCUCCAGUUUUGCUGAUUUACAUCUUAAGUCUUGUAAUUUUAGUCUUCUUUUUCUUUUGAAAACGGUGUUGAAUUUGAUUUGAUACUAGAUAAACCAGAUCUUUUUUGUUCCGGGUUUUCGAAGUUUGCUGAUUUAUCCUACCCCUAAUUGUUUUUAGUAGAAGGGUUGGAUCGGUAAGAUUUGUGAAAAAUUAGAUCUAGGUUUGUUUAUGUUUUGGAUAGUUGGAGAAAACCCAUAGUUAUUUUAGCGGUGAAUUUGGGCUUUUUUUUGGGGGGGUAUUUUUGGUGAGGAACAAAAGAGAGAAUGGCAGAACAAGGUGGCUUGGAAGGGAGCCAACCUGUGGAUCUUUCUAAGCACCCAUCUGGCAUUGUUCCCACUCUUCAGAACAUUGUGUCAACUGUGAACCUAGAUUGCAAGCUUGACCUUAAACAAAUUGCACUGCAAGCUCGAAAUGCAGAAUACAAUCCCAAGCGUUUUGCUGCUGUCAUUAUGAGAAUCAGGGAACCGAAAACAACAGCUUUGAUUUUUGCCUCUGGGAAGAUGGUCUGCACUGGUGCUAAAAGUGAACAGCAGUCUAAACUGGCUGCAAGGAAGUAUGCCAGAAUUAUUCAGAAGCUUGGGUUUCCUGCAAAGUUUAAGGACUUCAAAAUCCAGAACAUUGUUGGUUCCUGUGAUGUUAAAUUUCCCAUCAGACUUGAAGGCCUUGCAUACUCCCAUGGUGCUUUUUCCAGUUAUGAACCAGAACUGUUUCCAGGUCUGAUCUAUCGUAUGAAACAACCGAAGAUUGUGCUACUUAUUUUUGUGUCAGGGAAGAUUGUGAUCACUGGAGCGAAGGUGAGAGAUGAAACAUACACAGCCUUUGAGAAUAUAUAUCCCGUCCUUACGGAGUUCAGGAAGAACCAACAAUGAUAUACCACCUUUGAAAUCGACUUUGAGUCGGUUAUGGGACUUGAAUUUGCAAGUGUGAAUAUAUAAAGAAAUGAGGACUUUGGCAAUGGGUUAUCAUCAUAUGACAUCUCCAUUUUCGUGGCUUGAAUGGAUGGUUUAUGCAUGGGUUGUAAUUAGUAAUUUGUGGUAAAACUGUGUAGGAGAUUUGGCUUUCAAUUGAAAUGGUCUUUAACUUCAUCAAAA